This is a messenger RNA of Cydia strobilella, 8062 nucleotides long. RefSeq names its product GTP-binding protein Rheb homolog (gene Rheb). Gene Ontology annotation, biological process: small GTPase-mediated signal transduction. The record is from RefSeq and is a predicted model, not a curated record. The transcript has 5 exons. Lineage: Eukaryota; Metazoa; Arthropoda; Insecta; Lepidoptera; Tortricidae. Gene Ontology annotation, molecular function: GTPase activity; GTP binding; GDP binding. Gene Ontology annotation, cellular component: plasma membrane. The coding region runs from base 132 to 683 and encodes 183 amino acids.
AACCGCGUCAACGUCAAGCAAGUUCAAACUUCAAAGUCAAGUCGCAAAUGCGUGAUUUGUUUUAGUGCAUUAAAGCAUUUUUGUGAAAAAGUAAUCCGCUGCUUAUUACUAAUAACAAUCAAGUUUUAAAAAUGCCGUCAAAGCAGAGAAAAAUCGCUAUGAUGGGUUACAGAUCAGUCGGUAAAUCAUCUCUAAUUAUUCAGUUCGUAGAAGGACAGUUCGUGGAUUCAUAUGACCCCACAAUCGAAAAUACGUUUACAAAGUUCAUACGACUGAACUCCACUGAAUAUGAGGUGAAGCUUGUGGACACGGCGGGGCAGGAUGAGUUCAGCAUAUUCCCUCUUCAGUACAGCAUGGAUUUCCAUGGCUAUGUUCUGGUGUACUCCAUUAACUCCAGUAAAAGCUUUCAGAUUGUUCAAAUCAUUUACGACAAAUUGCUGGACAUGGUCGGAAAGAUACAUGUACCCAUAGUAUUAGUCGGCAACAAAACAGAUCUGCAUCUUGAAAGGAAGAUCAGUACAGAGGAGGGCAAACGGUUGGCAGAGAAGUGGAAAGCAGCCUUUGUUGAGACCAGUGCUAAACGGAACGAGUCAGUGACGGACUUGUUCCACGCCAUCCUGCUGGAAAUAGAGCGCUCGGACGGACACAUAAAGGAGAACGGCAACGGCUGUGUGUUGUGCUAAUUGAACAAACAACUGUGCUAUUUACUUAAGCUGAAGUGAACUAGAUCUAAUUUUAGAUUAUGCCUAGCUCAUACGGGUUAACGCUGUGUUACUCCUUCCUAAAUCUCUGACUUAUUAAGCUAAUUUUGAAAGUGUAACUGCAUUUAUAAUCCUAAUUUAAAAUGCUAAAUGUGGUUACACUUUCCUAAUAGGUAAAGAAAUCAUUUGGGGUGCAAAUUUAUGGAAGGUGUAAUACAGUAUUUAGUAUCAAGUGGGUAGAAUAGAAACAGAACUGUGAGAACUAGUUAUACGCGGAAACUUGUCAUAAUCGGAGCUACUAGGAGAGACCGAGGUAAGUUGAAACAACGUCAAUUUCGCGCUAUCUUUAAUCGUCUUGAAGCAAGGACGCAUAUUGAGGUACCCGCCGACGGUGGGGCGUGGCUAAACAUCGUUUUUUCCAGCUCAAUAACAAUUAUAGAUGUCUUAAAAUUGACGUUGUUUCAACUCACCUCGGUCUCCCCUACUGUUGGAAUACUGAUUAAGUUAGUUGCCUUACACACUUGAUACUAAUCCCCUUAUACAAUAGCAAUGGUUGAAGCAUUAUUUGGAAGCAUAAAUGUGUGAGCAUAAGCCUGUACAUUUUGUUUAUAAGUUAUGCUUUAUAUGCUCUUACCUCAUAGUUUGGUUGACCAGUGAUUAUUAUAGUUAAAUAGUCAGUAAAUUGCAGAAUGUCAUGGGACCUUGUUCCUACCUAAAGUCUGUACCUCAGCAUAUGAUGUUUGGAGAUGUUUUUAUAACACAACAGUGGCAAACUAGCUUACCUGGCUGUAAGCUAGUAGGCAAACACAUUGGUCCGUCCAAAGGUAUGACAUGCAAGUUGCCGAUCCUUACGAGGGUUUGUUCUGUUGACAGUUUAAGGUCGUUCGUUAUAUAAUGCAGGUCGUUUGCCAUCGAUACAGACCAUUCUCAGGAUCUCUGGCAAUCUUAAGCUCGUCACAGACGGAGUGAUAAUAUAUCGCCAGAUACCGACAGAUAUCUUAAGUAUCGUUAAGCACCACACACGCCUACAAUACCAAAAUAUAUAUCGCUCUCUGUCUAGCACCUACAUUGCUACAAGAUCUGCAGAUGCCUUGCGAUAAGAUAUCGGCAGAUACCAAAAUAUAUAUUACAGCUUCGUGUGUGGACUCUGUCAAAUAGUACACCGUAAAAGAUAUCGUAAGAUGCCGUAUCUGCCGAUAUAUUAUCGCUCCGUCUGUGACGGGCUUUAUCAUCCUAACCACUUGUACACCUUAUGUAUUUGCAAUAAGGGUUACUUAAUGAACUGAACGGUGUAUUUAUGGUCUUAUGUAACACCUCCAGCCAAUAUGUGUUGAGUUAUAGAACUUGAAAUUGAAUAUACAAACUGUACAUAUUGCAUUAAAUGGAAUAUUUUAUUACAUACAUACAUAGUUGUAGCAUUUUGUUUUUGAAAGGUUGCAUUUAAUUUGGAAUUUAUGUAGGAGUUAUUGUAAGUGCUUACAAAAUUUGAAGGAUCAUCUUAAUAGUUAUUAUUGUUUAACACAGUCUCAAAUAUUUGAAACUUAAAACACUAUACACAUUUAGCAGCUAGAAAUUGUUGAUUGGUUUAUCUUUGUGUAUUUUAACAGGUCAUUUGCAGAUAACUCUUAGAUAAAGUAUUGACCUUCUCGGUGUCUAGCAACAUACAAAUGAACAUUUGUUUAUAAACAUAGAUUACACGCCCACUAGAUCGAGUAAGAUGACUUGCGUCUACGACACCGUACGCGUACUCUUAUGUUUAUUUAUAAUCAUCAGUCUAUCACAGCUGGAAUCCGUAAAUGCUAGUUGUAUGUUACUGUAUGAGCCACAGAAAGUAACCAGCUUAGCGAAGUAAGUUACAGUUUUACGAUUCUAAACCAGCAGUAUUGGUGCAUUCCACGAGAAUGUCCUUUACGAAACGCCGUUCUUUUAAUAGUUCUGAAAAGGCUGAGAAAAUGAUAUUGGGUCUGGUAAUAAAUUCAUGACUGCUAACAAAUUGGCAGUAUAUUCUCGAGCUUUACGGAUUUGAUUGAAUUAGCUGCCAUACAAGGCAAAAGCAUUUCGUAAGGGACAUUCUCGUGGAAUGCCCCUAAUCUUGGUGAGACUUGUUAGCUGUACGUCCAACCAUUCUCAUGGCAACCCUAGGUAUGGUGAAGCAUGGUAUUCAAAUUGACAUCAAUUAGCCUAAAAGCAAAACAGUCACACGGGUAAUUUCAUUACCAUUCAGAUCUCAAAAUUUCGUUACGUUUAGUUAAGUUUUGGAGGAGGAAACAGUCGAGUACGAUACCUCGUUUUUUGAUAUUUUUACGCAGGAUUUUUCGUAUAACCUGGCGUUGUCCUUAUCGCACUAGUUUUAGGAGCCGCUUUCGUUACCGAGACGGAUAUAUUCACCUAAAAUCUUUAAAUCUCAGCUCCCAUAUCCUCUUAAUAGACGAAUCACGAAAUGGACGAACUCCGUAAUGAUAAAUCGCGAAAUGGACGAAGUGCAGUGACAAAUCGCGAAAUGGACGAACUCCGUAAUGAUAAAUCGCGAAAUGGACGAAAUACAGUGACAAAUCACGAAAUGGACGAACUGCGUAUUGACGAAUCACGAAAUGGACGCAUCACUUAUGGACGAACUGCGUAGUAGACGAUUGGAUGAAAUACGAUUUGGACGAACUGCGUAUUGGACGUACAGCUAACAAAUCAUUGGAAUACCUUGAUUAGUUUAAACUUGUAAAAUUGUAGGCUGUGGCUUCGUGAAACGGGUUACUGUUUAAUUCUUGUUGUUUUGACUGUGGAAUAGCGAGAUUGAGUUUAUUAAACAUGAUAAUUCUCAGGUCAUUUUAUGGGAUUGCUUACAUCAAGGACAAAAGUUAUCGUCUGGUAAUCAUAUUUAUUUUUUUGGUAGGUAUUUUUUUUAUGUUUUAAAAUCUAAAGAUAAAUUUAUUUAUGUUUUAGUAACUGGUUCAAAUGCUGGGUUAUUGUUAUGUUAUGACCGAUUGAGUUCAACAAUGAUUGAAUUAUCUUUCAUGUAUUUAAAGGGGCCCAUUGACUAUCAGUCCGUCGGACGAAAUCGGCCUGUCAUUUGUUCGGAACUGUCAAAUUUUUGUUCUAACUGACAGGCCGAUAUCGUCCGGCUUACUGAUACUUAGUCAGUGCUGGGCCCCUUAAGUGAGAGUAGUGCAAGAAAGGUCUAAGCCAUACCUAUUUUAAUAAAAUAAACCUGUAAUGGGAAUUUUACGGAUUGGACCUUUAUCGCACAGCUACUUCCAAGUGUAGAUUUAGUUCCUACUUUUAAUUUGGAAAAAUAGAUUAAAUUAUUUACAUGGCCAAUAGUGGUAUAUAAAAAUGAGUCUAAAUAUUCAGAUUUAUGAACAAUUCUACUAUUUACUCUCCUUUUUUUAAAUCAUAUCUGUGCCGUGUUUGGCUAUACAAACAAAUAAAUGUUUGAUUUGAUUGUAAAAUUACGUAAGAGGCCUGCCUGGUCGCAGAUUUGUCCUUUCAUACUUGUAAUUGGGUGCCUCCUAUAUUAUUAUAAUUUUAUACUAAGUUUGUUAAAUAAUUUAUAGCGGCGAUUCAUCUCAGACAGCGAGAUUGCACUUUCUUUAGCAAGUAAACAUCUCUUUCAAUCCGUAUCAGAGCAAGAGUCAGCAGGUGAAGUAGCUACGCGGCCGAGUUUUUCAAAAUGACCUACCCCAGGACCUACCCACGCUCUUAUUCUCUUAGUAAUAAAAUAGUGAUGGUUAUUUUAAACUCCUCUGGCUUGCUGACUGGACAAUAACUUAAUUUUUUUAAAUUACUAAAUUAUGUACGUACGUUUGCUUUCUUUUGAUGGCGUAAGGGAGUGGUCAUAAUAAAAAUCGCUGAACCUAUGUCUAAUAUAUCUACCCAUAUCCAUAUCUGUGUUCGAAUAACGUUCGGCAGUAAUGGGAAGCAAAAGGUUUGUCACAUGCAAACUUUUACGGUACAGAAUAAGAGUAGAAAUUUACGAUUCAAUUUUCCUCCGCUUAUCAGCAUUGUUAUCCAUUGACGGUUUUUAGGCGCAAGUUGUAUUUUCAUGUAUCAUAAUACGGCAUCACUGCAUGAGAUGAAAUUGUCGACAUUAUAUUUAAUUUUCUGCUAGCAUAUAGUUUCUAAUUUAUGUGUAAAUACCAGGAAUGGGCGUGGGCAAAAGUAUAGACAAUUGUAAACAUAAGUAUAGUGCGCACAGCAGUCCAAAAAGAGUACAGUAGGAUAAGGUGUGAUGUUUGUAUUGCUCGAAAAUUGAACGGUAUAACAUGUGUUGUUAAAGGCGUUUUAUUUGACGAGGGUCCUAUUUUACAAUGGUAGCUUUAUAAAAUAGGGCCUUGCCUUGCCUUUAUAAGCUGCUGACAUGCAUAGGUACUUGAAAGUAACAUAAUAGCGGAAGCCGCUCGACCCCAAUUUCAAAGGAAUACCGCAAAUCGAUGUACAGGUUAGCCGUUUGGCACACGCAUACUAGAGGUCGAAACAAAAUUUUUGAUAAUUAAAACAAAAAGAAUUUUCGAAACAUACCAAGUUUGGGCUCCUCCAGAUACGAUAUGGCAGAUUUUUUUUUUGUACAAUAUACCACAAAUGAUACGUGUUAUCCUCAUGUCUAACCCCAAGAAAGCAAUUUUGAAAAUAAUAUCACUAACAUUUUUUUUUAAAUUUUUCAAUUUUACAAAGUGACACAGUUCUACUUCAAUACCUAUUUCACGAGACUUAUGGAACUAUACUGCAGAUACGGUACAUAUUAAUCAUAAAAUGAUAGGUAAUAUUCAUAUAUCCAACGGGAAAUACCUCUUUAACCCUUUAACUGCGCCUUUUCAUCAGUUGGUAUAAUUUGUUUAGUUAUUGACACAAAAUAUCAAGGUUGUAUCCUCCAGCUACGAUAUACCUUACUGAUUUUUUUUGUACAAUAUACCACAAAUGAUACGUAAUAUCUUGAUAUCGAACCCCAAGAAAGCAAUUUAGAAAAUAAUAGAGAAAAUAAACCACACGAUAGGUUUUGGACAAAAAAUUUUUUUUCCAUACAAAAAAAAAAUGUUUUACCACUCCUCCCCAGCGAAAUUUUUUUAGGAACUGCGGGGCAAAAAUUUUGUUUUGGCCUCUAGUAUGUGUGUGCCAAACGGCUAACCUGUACAUCGAUUUGCGGUAUUUUUAUACGAACGGGUUAGACUAUAAGUCUACUGGAAUCAUUUGCGUUAAAAUCAUAUCUACAAGAGUUCAUUGUUUCAAAAUAUUUGACGAGUUCAAUAGAUGGCGCUGUUUGUAGUCAGUAAUCUUAUUGUCUAGAUCAUUGACGUAUAUUAACCGGAUUAACCCUUCGUAUGCCCCUGUCAAAAAGUUGCUACUGAAUUAAUCUUUUGAAAUUAUUUUAUAAAUUACAGUCCAAAUUGUCCGGGACGGAUACGGGACAAGGCAUACGAAAGGGUAAAAUAAAUUAUAGGUAGUACAUUAAUGUCGAGAUACUACUUUGAUGCCACGAACUCUUAAAAGCAGUGUCAGCAAGUUAGGCAAAGUCAAAUAAGUAGCGAAUUGGAGAUUGUAUUGGAUAAUGGAUUGAAUUGGAGUAGAUUUCUUGGAAGUUCUGAUAUCCAGAUCCAGUUUACGAAAAAAAUACCAUCUACAAAAACUGAAAUGAUUUGAGAUAAACUUACGAAAACGGUCAUUAGGUACAAUUUGAAUCUUCUUGUCGAGACAUUAGAGUCUAUUUCAAAUAGAUUAUUUUGUAAACGCAGUUAUCCCACAUAAUUCUCACAAACGUCAGCAAUACACACAUUGUAUAGUCGACGUCAAAGAUAUGCAGUGGCGUAGCGUGAACUAAUCUAGCCGUGGGCGAAAUCGCAUCUGCGAGGCCCUUUUUUUUCACUGUGCCCGAGAAUGGGCGUCGCGCGAGGCCCCCCUUGAGGCGAGAGGCCGUGGUCGACGGCCCACUUCGCCUACGCCUAGCUACGCCACUGAAGAUAUGUUUACAUUUUUCGCCUUGUUAGCUACAAAAGAUCAAGGUGCAAAAGUGUAAACGCAUAUUUGACGUCUACUGUACAAAACCAGAAGCGUUGCCACGAAUUUGAUCUGCAACUUUUGUCACACUUUGUAACAAAUGUUCUACUGCGAUGAUACUUACUCUGUACUUCCAAUUAAUCUAUUCUAAUGUGUAUAUAAUGACUAAUGAGAAUCGAAUUUAUUAAGGCGUGUGUGCAUUGUGAGGAUUUGUAUUGGAUUAAUCUAUGGUUAAGUAUUUGGACGGUCGUGACGUAAGGUUGACCUAAAGUUGCUGGCGACUAUAGAUGUCAUCGGUGCUGGUUUACUAUACAUUUUGUAGGCGACUGUCCAUAGUAAUUGGCCACUCCAUACCGGGCAGAAAGAAACAAGGCAAUAGAAGUCUUAUUGUUAAGAGUGGCCAACAACUAUAGCAGUCACCCUAUACGUAUCCGUAGGAUCUUUGUUCCGUUUCACUGGCGUUACCUACAAAAAGUUUUCGCACCUCAGUGGAAAUAAUGCUACGGCCCACAGCGAAGCACACGUGCGUUCUGAAAGAUUUUUCGUAGCGUUUUACGUUAAACUACGGAUGUGUAAACGGCGUGUAACCCGAGUAGGCCUUGAAAGAAUAGCUUGAUAUCACUAAUUGCUGCAUUGGUCUCUUACUAUCGUCUCUAAAGGGCUACCGCGAAUAGGUACCUGAAUUCAAAAAUGAUCUAUCUCAGGGGUCUCUAAACUUCGGCCUGCAGAACGGAAGCGGGAGAGCCGAAGUGAAAGCAGCCAUAUUAAGUUUUAACCGGCACGAUGUAUUACCUACCGCAGGUGCAGUUCAGCUCUCGUGUCAACGCGUCAACCGCUGUUCUAUCUGCAUCUCAAAAAAAAUUGAGGCAAUAGCGAUAGAGAUUCAGAAAGAUGAUUUCGAGUUUCGACCUUCGCGGUAGCCUAGCGCGGUAUCGUGUUGUUGGUGUAAUUUGCACAUAACUGUUAUUUAGAUUUAAAAAACAGACCACUGCCAAGUAUUUAUAUUAACUUAGUUCAGCAAUAUUCGUGAACACGGAAUUUGUUUGUUUGAACAUAACGUGGCUUAGUAUCAGAGAAUGGAACAUUGUUAUGAAAGUAACAUUUUACCCAUGUGGCGGCUUCAUUUGCACAAUAGAUUAAUAAGAGAUCAUGUUAAUAAGUUAAUUAUUUUUGUCCUACACAAAAGUUGUUCAGUGGUUUUGUAUUUAGCUCUACAGUGCACUAUCACAUAAAUAGCUACCUUGAUAACUGCCUGCAACUGUGAAUGUAAUAUAACAUACCAAUUACUUAAUUAAUUGUGUGUAAUUAUAUAUAUAUGUUAUUUAUAGUUCUUUAUUUGUAUAUAGUUAAUUAUACGUUACAUUAAACAAUUGCGAAUA